CGCACACAGACGUUAUUUCAUUUUGUCCAUCAACAUGACAUACUGUGCAUUAAACCAAUGUGGAUCUCCAGCAUUCGCAUGAGGCUUCCGCCCCCUCUGCUAUCUCAAGUUGUUUUGUUGAUUGAUUGAAACAGAUGCUAACGUUGCCGUAGCUUGCUUUACCGAACUUGGUACGACACCGGUUUAGGCAUGCCUCUGGCUCGCAGCCUGUCCAUCACCUCCCUGUCGGGGUUGGAGGAGUGGGAUGAGGAGUUUGACUUGGAGGACGCUGUCCUCUUCGAGAUCGCAUGGGAGGUGGCCAACAAAGUUGGUGGGAUUUACACAGUGAUCCAGACCAAAGCCCGUCUGACAGCAGAAGAGUGGGGUGAAAACUAUUUCCUGGUUGGUCCGUACGUGGAGAGUAACGUCCGUACCCAGGUGGAGCUGAUUGAGCCCACCAACCCUGCCCUUAAGAGAGCCAUAGACAAGAUGAAUUCCAGUGGAUGUAAGGUGUACUUUGGUCGUUGGCUGAUUGAGGGCAGUCCAUACGUGGUGCUGAUAGAUGUGGCGUUCACUGCCUGGAACCUGGAUAAGUGGAAAAAAGAGUUGUGGGACAACUUCUCUAUCGGGGUGCCCUGGUUCGACCGCGAGGCCAACGACGCCGUCCUCUUUGGCUUCUUGACCGCCUGGUUACUGGGAGAGUAUGCAGCACAGUGUGAAGAGCCUCCCCAUAUCCUGGCCCAUUUCCAUGAGUGGCUGGCAGGCCUGGGCUUGGCGCUAUGCAGACAGAGACAGUUGCCCGUGGCAACCAUCUUCACCACCCACGCCACCCUGCUGGGACGCUACCUGUGUGCCGGCAGCGUGGACUUCUACAACAACCUCGCCGAUUUCAACGUGGAUAAGGAGGCGGGGGAUAGACAGAUCUACCAUCGGUAUUGUCUGGAGAGGACAGCGGCACGCUGCGCUCAUGUCUUCACCACCGUCUCUCAGAUCACAGCCGUUGAGGCAGAGCACCUGCUCAAGAGGAAACCAGACAUAAUCACCCCUAACGGGCUGAACGUGAAGAAGUUCUCUGCCAUGCAUGAGUUCCAGAACCUGCACGCCCAGAGCAAGAACCGUAUCCAGGAGUUCAUCAGAGGUCACUUCUAUGGGCACCUGGACUUCAACCUGGACAAGUGUCUGUUCCUGUUCAUCGCUGGGAGGUAUGAGUUCAGCAACAAAGGAGCUGAUAUCUUCUUGGAGGCUUUGGCCAGACUCAACUAUCUACUGAGAGUCAACCACAGCGAUGUGACUGUCGUUGCGUUCUUCAUCAUGCCUGCACGGACCAACAACUUCAACGUGGAGACGCUGAAAGGCCAAGCAGUCAGGAAGCAGCUCUGGGAUACCGCUCAAACAGUGAAGGAACGCUUCGGAAAGAAACUCUAUGAAUCACUGCUGGUUGGGCAGUUGCCGGACGUGUCCAAGAUGCUGAGUAAGGACGACUUCACCAUGAUGAAACGUGCCAUCUUUGCCACCCAGAGGCAGUGCCAGCCUCCCAUCUGUACCCACAACAUGCUGGAGGACAGCAAACUCAUAUGAAUCCCCAUCCUCACUUGCAUUCACCGCCCAUUAUUACUGGAAGAGAGCAUCGGCUUGUUCAACAGCUCUGCCUCUUGACCUUUUGUGAUCUUCCACCCAGAGUUCCUGUCCUCCACCUCUCCCCUCCUGCCGAUGGAUUAUGAAGAGUUUGUAAGAGGCUGCCAUCUUGGAGUGUUCCCCUCUUACUAUGAACCAUGGGGAUAUACACCAGCUGAGUGUACAGUCAUGGGGAUCCCCUCAAUCUCCACCAACCUCUCUGGGUUUGGCUGCUUCAUGGAGGAACACAUAGCUGAUCCCUCAGCAUACGGAAUCUACAUCCUUGAUCGACGGUACAGAGGGGUUGAUGAGUCAUGUAACCAGCUCACGUCGUACCUGUUCCAGUUCUGUCAGCAGAGCCGGCGCGCCAGGAUCAUCCAGCGGAACCGAACCGAGCGCCUGAGUGACCUUCUGGACUGGAGAUACCUGGGCAGGUAUUACAUAUCAGCUCGUCACAUGGCCCUGGCUAAAGCCUUCCCAGAUACCUACUUCUACCAACCUCAUGACUCUGACACUGCCCAAGGUUUCCGUUACCCUAGACCGGCCUCUGUGCCCCCAUCUCCGUCUCUGUCGCGCCACUCCUCCCCCCGCCAAAGCGAGGCGGAAGAAGAUGAUGACCGCUAUGAUGAAGAUGCAGAGGCAGAGAAAGACCGCUUGAACAUCCGCCAGCCCUUGACCCUGCCUAGUAAAAAGGGUCCCGCCUUGCCUUACACCCUGCCAGGUGCCAAUGGAGAGAAGAACUGACUGU
Oncorhynchus keta (chum salmon) is the source of this 2341-nucleotide messenger RNA. RefSeq names its product glycogen synthase 1 (muscle) (gene gys1). The transcript is spliced from 16 exons. Gene Ontology annotation, cellular component: cytoplasm. Gene Ontology annotation, biological process: glycogen biosynthetic process. Lineage: Eukaryota; Metazoa; Chordata; Actinopteri; Salmoniformes; Salmonidae. Gene Ontology annotation, molecular function: alpha-1,4-glucan glucosyltransferase (UDP-glucose donor) activity. The record is from RefSeq and is a predicted model, not a curated record.